AAUGUAACUGCACCGUUUUAGACACUCAGCAUCAGGCUUCAAGUGGCGCUGAGCUGGAAUGUCUGGAUCGUGUCAUCAGAGAGACUGCGGACACUGAGCUGUGCGCCAGUGCCAUCCCUGCCCUGGGGGACAGAGGGACCCGGGUGAGGUGAGGUAGAGGAGGGGUGGCGGGCUCCUCCAUCUCUACCGCUUCCUUGUCGUCUGACUACGAGUAUAUACUUUGAAGCGGCUUCUCCAGUCAUGGACGACGGGCCGAGCUGUGUGGAGAUACCGGCGUUGGCUCUCCAACGCCUCAAGGACCUGAUUAUAAAGCCGUCACGGGGCAAGGAUUUCAAAGAGAAACGGGACGAAAGUAAAUACGUGGAUUGGGAGACACUCGACGCUAAAAGAGCUGCGGGGAAAGGAGGUCGAUUUGGGGCGACGCUUGGCCAGAGCGGUGCCGGAGCGCCGUGCGUAACGGCACAAACCCGGGACUUGGCGAUUAAAAGUGAGACUGAAACUAAGGCGAGGAAGGAUCCUGUGGGUGAGAAAAGCUCCGGUGCCGUAGAGGUGGGUCCCACUGAUUUCUCAGCAGUUCCUCCUUCUAUUAUCUCCCAGUUGGAGGGCUGUUGUUUCAAAGCCACCAACAAACGCGACAUCGCCUUUACGCGACCAGAGAAGAAGAAGAAAACACAACCUGGAGAAGAAUCAAACAGCGGUGGUCAUUAUCUGAGCUGGAGAGGUGAGUCUGAUGACUACGAGGAGCAGGAGGAAGAGGAGCAGGAAGAGGAGGAGGAGGAGGAAGGGGUCCGUUUGGUGCAUUCAAGUGAUGGCAGCGCGCCGUGCGCGACGGAAGACGAGUCCCAUUACAUUACGACGCACGAGAUCCUGCUAAGCGAGCUGUCGGACCAAGAGGGCGACUAUGAGGCCGGGGCCGACUCCUCCUCCUCCACCGGCUGGGACUUGGAGGAUGACAAUCGGGUGUACACCUUCGUGGAUUACGCGCCGUCGGACGAUGACCAUGGGAUAUUGGAGUGGCGCGGGGGGGAUGCCGUGCGGCGCGAGGGCGCAGCAGCGGUCAGCACUCUGCUGGAAAGUGAUCUGCGCGAUGUGGCCAAAACGAACAGCUCAGAUGGGAGCGUGUCACAGGCUCAGCAGCAGCAACAGCAGCAGGAGCAGCCGGAGCAGCAGCAGCAGAGCAAUGGUGGGGGACAGAUCCACCUGUCAAUCACGGCCACUUCUCGCGCUAUAAAUGACACGGGCAGCAUCCAAGAGCAGGGAAAUAUUCUGUAUCAUGCCACACGCUCCGCAGACACAAGUGGAGUUGAUGGGAAGGCAGGGACGCAGGGUGACGGGGCGCAUUGUUUGGUCGCCGCACCCGGACGCCUUCACUUUGGGGGCAAACUGAGAGGCAAGGAGGUCACCGGCUACUCCAGUUGCGCGUCCAGCGAGCUGGACGACGCAGACAAGGAGGUGCGCAGUCUGACAGCCAAAGCCUUCAAGAGUCUGGCCUAUCCUUACUUGGAUGCCAUCAGCUUCAGCACCUCCAGCGAGUCCUCUCAGUCAGAGCGCGGCAUCAACAGGUGGUCCACGUUAUUCGACCUGAAAUAUGGCAACGUGAACGUGGCGCAGGGACUGGACCAAAGCGUGAUUCCACGCCAGGAUGUCAUAAAGGCAUCCGACAUCCCCGGCGGAAACGUAUUCACCCUGAGCGGGGACCCUCGCGGCGCGUCAUCGUCGAAGAAAAUAGAGCUGAUGGGCAAAUUCAGCCAGAGCCACAGUGGCGUGAUUACACUGACGGAGACUCUGAAUUUUAGGUGCAAUGUCCAAUCAGGAAUGUCUGGCGGGGAAAGACGCACGAACUUCGCGCAAAUCGCUGCGGGAUCACGUUCCGCAGAUGAAGUUACCAACAGUUUGUCAAGCGCGCAGAGACGAGCGGCCAGCAAGCCGCCCUCUGCAGCCAUGGAGGACGCACACAAAAAGGCGAUCUUUGCCUCCAGUCUCAUCCAAAAUGUCAUUUCGAAAAAGAUGCAGUUUGAGAAGGAGCGCAAGAUGGAGAGGGGGGAGAUCCGCGAGCCGCCCCCUCCGUGCUUUACGCACCAGGAGAGCGACGGCUGCAGGGGGAGUAAGGGCGGCUGCAGCAGCGGCAGCAGCAGCAGCGCGGAGCUGCACAGGCAGAGCUCCAGGUUUUCAGAGAGCAGCUCUGACUACGCCAUAAUGUGUGUGGAUGAACUGGGGGACAUUGUGGACAGCGCCCCCUGUGCCCCGGGGGGGCGCGAGCCUGCGGCCGCUCGCGCACCAGACACUAAUUUGGAGCCGCCGGCGAACGAGGCAGGAAUUGAUGCUAAAAAAGGCGCAUUGGAAGCGUCCAAAAGCACGCUGCUCCGCAGCCAGAAUAGCGCCUUCAGAUGCUGGAGGGAAGACGAGCUAGAGUUUCAGAAGGAUCGUAAAAGCGAUAAAACCCAGCAGGACAAGACGCCGUCGGCUGGUGACACAGCGGCACAGGGGGAUCGUGAGUGCGCGGCGGACAGCGGCAAAGCCACGAAAAUGUCGCAUUUGUUUGUGCCAAGUAUCCAACUGCAGCACAGUGACGGAGAAGAGGAACAGCUGCAGGACAGAGAUUCGUCGGCAUGCGGCGACGAAGGAGACCUCAAAGUGCGUCCCGUCAACGCUCUGUACGUCGCGGACUCGAGGUGCGUCGCGACGUCCAAAUCUCCGGAGAUUAAAAUCAAUUUGAGGUGCGUCAGAGACAAAAAGGCCGAGCCGUUUGGCGUCUCCAAGCUGCGCGCUCCAAAUAUAGGCUGCAACGUCGACUGCAAAAGCCAGGCGCUGGCCGCAGCUCUGAAGGGCGAGUCCUCUGACAAAGUGCCGCAGUUUAUGGUCAGGGACAUCAGGGAUAACAAAGGCAAACUGCAGACGCCGAUUCACCAAGUGAGAGACGUGCGUAAACUGGUCAAAAGCUCCUAUCACUUCGUUUCUCUGGAUAACAACGACGUGAAACCGAGCUGCGAGGGUCACGCUGAGCAGAAGAAGCAAAUGUCGACGCGAAAUCCCAAUUCUGUUUCGCCCAUAGUGAUUAAAUGCCAGUCUGUAAACACUAACAGCAAUGCAAAGCAAUGUGGCAAUUUCGAUUCACCCAAAAGCGAAACGCUGGAAGUGGACAGGUUGUCGCCAGAGGGAGCCAAAAACGUCUCGCUGGAAUGGACAGCAGGGAGAGCAACGGUAAAUAAUAGCACGGAUAUCAGCGUGGGAUCGAAAAUCGAGAGUAGGCUAGUUUCAAAUAAUGCUGCAGACAAGAAGAGUGAACCCAGUCUGGUGAACCAAGUGGCCUUGGAGAAAAUCCAGGCGGCUGUGAAGACGAUGGAGCAGCUGUAUGUGUUUGAGAAAAAUGAAUGGAAACGAAAGAACGAGCCCCAGCUGCUGACAGACAGCCACGUUCUGUCACUCUUAGCCAAUGAGGUGAACAUGGCACCUGACGACGACGACAGAGCCAGAGUGUUCCACAACACGGACAAGGCCUUCAGACAACGCUCCUAUUCUGACAAGAUGCCACCGGCAGCGUCGGCAGCACCGGGGACAUCGCCACCUAGUGGUGAGAACCUGCUCAGGAGGGAGGACGUUCUCAGGGACUUUCAGACAUCCGGUGGUUGCGAUGACCGACUCUUUACUAAGAUGCAAACGUCCGGCUGCAAAAAUGUCUUCAGCCUGAGCUCCAGCCUUAAGACGUCAGCCACAGCCACCAAGGUGACGCAGCCCAGCGCCGUCACCCACACUCCUCUCAGCACCAAAACGUUUCUUCCGAAAUCACCCAAAUUGCCCAUGUCGUUGAAAAUCAGCCACCCAAGGGUGAUCCGGAACGAUGGCGCGGAUCUCAAGGAGGCGGAUAGAUCUUUCCAGGACAAUGAGAACUAUCUGACAAUUCCAGUCAAGUCCCACACAAGCAGUGGCAAACAUCCUCCGUCUGCCGACAAGUCCUCCGUGUUUACGUCCUCCACGCAGUCGCGACCAACUACUCCACCAGGACGGGCGCUGUCCAACGCCAAGGCUCAGGAAGACAACAUCCAGGGGCCCAAACGCUGUAGCAUCGUGAUGGAAACCCAGCCCAGCCCCCCAGAGAUCCCUCCCGCUACCAUCUACCACUCCGUGCCAUUGGGCAUGACGGCCAAUCAGCCACAGGUGUACUGCUUCUCCCCAGCGAUCACACCUGCACCCACCAUCGACCCAUUUCAGGUCACGCAGAGAAGAAUGCUCCUGGAUCCCACCACGGGAAACUACUACCUGGUGGACACUCCGGUACAGCCGGCCACCAAGCGUCUCUUCGAUCCGGAGACGGGACAAUACGUGGACGUGCCCAUGCCCCAGCCUCCCAUGACCCCUAUGCCCAUGUCAAUCUCACCUUUGGCUCUCGGUUCUGGAGCGUAUGGACAAACCUACAUGAUUUACCCGGGCUUCAUGCCCACAACCCCGUUGAUACCCGCCCGGACACUGGUGCAGCCGCAGGUGGCGAUGCAGUCGGAGGUGGAGAGUGAGCACAAGGCGUCGUCACGGCAGAGCGAGGGCGCGUACAUGGAGAGUCCCUUUUACAUGUCCACCGGAAGGUCUCAUCAGGAGGCCUCCGCCGCUCAACAACAGGCCGCCCCGGGCAGGCAGCUGCAGGGAUUCAAGCAGCCAGUCAUCAGCAUCACGUCCCAGCAGGGGCCGAGGAUCAUCGCUCCACCUUCCUUUGAUGGAACCACCAUGAGCUUUGUGGUGGAGCACAGAUGAACAGCAGCCGUUCGAGUGAGUCCUUCCCUGUCUCUGCACACGAGUGAUGAACUCUUGGUUGAAGAAGCUCCACUCUGGUCUCUUCUAUCCAGAGAAAACCUUCCACCCUGUUUCACUUCUUCCUAUAUAAUGUGUUCAAGUUCAGUGGUUGUCUAGUGGUUGUCUCUUAUUCCAGAGAUUUGGAAUAAAACUACAGGUGCACUGGUACUGAGAACCAGCUUCGAUGAAAACGUAACUGCAACAAGAUAACACCAGAAUCCAUCCAAAACCAUUCUGUGUAAAUCAAAAAAAGAUAAACAGGUCCUUCUUUGUCCACUUAGCUAAAUUUGGAUUUUUUUUUUUUUUUGCACGGGUGAGCAAUAUUUCCAGAUUAAGAAACGGUACCAUAAAAGCUUUUGAAUGCUUGUUUUCUAGACAAAACUCAAACUCAUUUUUUGUUUAUUUUGCUGUGGCACA
This is a messenger RNA of Cynoglossus semilaevis (tongue sole), 5199 nucleotides long. RefSeq names its product chromosome 1 C4orf54 homolog (gene c1h4orf54). Lineage: Eukaryota; Metazoa; Chordata; Actinopteri; Pleuronectiformes; Cynoglossidae. The coding region runs from base 241 to 4743 and encodes 1500 amino acids. The record is from RefSeq and is a predicted model, not a curated record. The transcript has 2 exons.